Caenorhabditis briggsae is the source of this 264-nucleotide messenger RNA. The record is from RefSeq and is a predicted model, not a curated record. Lineage: Eukaryota; Metazoa; Nematoda; Chromadorea; Rhabditida; Rhabditidae. The transcript has a single exon. The coding region runs from base 1 to 264 and encodes 87 amino acids.
AUGCCAACGAUUCUCGUCGUCGUCCAAGUCAUCGUCGUCUGUCUUGUCAUCGGAGUCGUUCUUUACGCGUGUCGUCGUCAAAGAAUUCGUGAUUCCACACCUGGAGCGCCCGUUGCGUCUGCUCCAGAAGACGUUCCAAUGACAUCAUUGUCGUCUGGAGAGUCAGAAGAAGAGCAGCUUCGGAAAGCGAUCGCAGCGUCGAUUGAAGAAGAAGCAGAGCGAAAAAUGAUUGAAAGAGCGCUGAAAGAUGCGCAUAAGCCAUAA